Messenger RNA from Macrosteles quadrilineatus (aster leafhopper), 2700 nucleotides. RefSeq lists its product as uncharacterized. NCBI's taxonomy places the organism in Eukaryota, Metazoa, Arthropoda, Insecta, Hemiptera, Cicadellidae. The transcript is spliced from 6 exons. Gene Ontology annotation, molecular function: calcium-dependent phospholipid binding; calcium ion binding. The record is from RefSeq and is a predicted model, not a curated record. The coding region runs from base 54 to 1994 and encodes 646 amino acids.
UUUUCAUAAAGUGUGUGUUCCUGUGCGUUAGGAGAUGAACGUAUGAACACAAAAUGGACACAUCUACCUGGUUGGCACUGAUGGCCACAUUUUACGUCUUGCAUGAUCAAGGCAUAACUAAGAUUAUGUGGAACAGAGCCUAUGACUAUUUGAUGUCAGACGAUGAGCAUCCUACCACGAGUGAAAUAGCCGGACACAUUUCCGAUGUGAAUAAAGAAAGCGCAUCGAACAUAUGUGAUUCGACGGGAGACCCGGCGACAUAUGUACAAACACAGACGGCUUUUGACAGAAAUCCUGAACUCUUGGCUGAAAUCCAAAGAAGUUGGCAAGAAUUACUCGAUGAGAAUGGAGCAGACCAAAGUAAUACAAAUGGUCAAACCGAAAAGCUUAGUGCUAGAGAUAUUACAGAAGCAAAAAAAACAGGAAACCUUGACAGAUGGGCAGAGGUUGAAAACCGCCUUGGAGAUAUUAGAAAAGGAUCAACCAACGUCCAAGCUAGUGUUGGCAUUCAAGGCGGAAAUAAUAAAGGAGGAGUGACGAAAGAGCCACAAGUUGCCAAACCAGAAGACUUAUCAAAUGCUGGAACCAGUAAAGCUAAUCAGGCUGACAAGAAUAGUCCAAACACUCCUAGUGUCAAAACAGUCGAGUCAUCAAAUGCAAGAAAUACUGGAACUAGUAAAGCUAAUCAGUCUGACAAGAAUAGUCCAAACACUUCUAAGGUCAAACAAGACGAGUCACCAAAUGCUGGAACCAGUAAAGCUAAUCAGGCUGGCAAGAAUAGUCCAAACACUCCUAGUGUCAAAACAGUCGAGUCAUCAAAUGCAAGAAAUGCUGCGGGGGCAACAAAUACUGGAACCAGUAAAGCUAAGCAGGUCGACAAGAAUAGUGCAAACACUCCUAGUGCAAAAACUCGUGAAGCAUUUGUUUUUGGCGACGACAAGUGCAUCAUUUGUCCGUGGGCUGAAUGCAAUCUUGGUGAUUGGAUUAGUGGUUGUGAACGCAGCAUUGAAGAGGACCUCGACACCCUGACAUCCAAAAUUGCCGAACUGAAGGGCGAACGGACGAAGCUUGUCCCAAUACUGGCUUUUCACACGGAGAACGAAAGAAAAAAACUCACUAAAGACUACGAAAAUAAAGAGAAAAUCAAACUGUGGGAGAAGGUAGAAGAAAUGUUCGUUGGGCCAGGUGAAAGGUUCAAGAAAACUAUGGUGGACCUGGCAAAACCCUUAGACGAGGUUUACGCUGAUCAGUUGCAUUAUAUACUGACUAAAUUGCUGGAACCAAGGUUGACAAAUCAUCCCUAUUUGAGCUUUGGAAAAACUUUCCCACAAAAGGUGGCGGCGCGGAAAGAUUUGAUACAAAUAAUCAUAACUCUUACACCUUGUCUUAUGCAAAAAGUCAGAAAUCUUUAUAAGGAAAAGUAUCGCGUAGAACUUGAAGAUCACAUAGACAGAACGUUGUCAACACAUCAAACUAAAGAAAAAAGAGCAAUGGGCAGAGAUUAUAUCGAUUACAUUAAGAAGCUUGUCACACGGACGUCAUAUGUGGAUGGGUAUGUCAAAAAAAAAGUAACACGCCUUCUGUUAGACGAGAUUUUCUUUAAACUUUCUCUUCCCGGAAUAAAGAUACUUGUUGAAAAACUAGGAGUUGAUAACAUUAGGAGCACCUUUAAUAUAUACAGCAUGUAUGACACUGAAUUGCAUGCAACUAUCCUGGACAUAGCAGUUAAACAACAGAAGUUUUUUGCGGAAGAACUACGUACAUUAUUAAAAGAAAAAAAAGUUGACGACGUAAAAUUCAUCAAUUUGAUAAGAGGCCACUUUGGAAUUGAUCUAAAGGAUAUCAUAAAUAAGUACGACGAAGAGAGCUUAAAAAAAAAUCCAUUGGAAGAUCCAUUGGAUGUGGCGUUUGGAAAUACCCAGACAACUAAAAAGCAUUACUACAACGCGAUGAUUGCGCUGUUCACUGGUAAUACGAAAACCCUGGGAGUCUAACACGCACAAUGAUUGAUAAAGUGAUUCUUACUGUUAUUUGAGUCUUAAAAAGGAUAAAACCUUCUACUGUAUGCCAAUAACAAUUCUGAAGAAACUCCACCGGCAUUCUAUACUAACGAAGACGUUACAAAAUUAUUCUAUCAAUAGUGUGUGUGUGUGUGUGUGUGUAAUUUUAAAUAUUUUCAUCAACGUUUAAACUCAGAAUUUUUUUUCUUUUGAUGGAUUUAUUUAAUUUCUCGUACUUGCUAUAUUAAUCAUCAUUUGUAUUUGUAAAUAAUGGUAAGAACACGAAAUGAGGCAAUUAAAGGUAAACAAUUUUAAAUUGUUAAAUGUUAUGUCCCCAAUUGACUUUGAAAUGUACAAGUAGAAUGUAUAUUGUAUUGUGAUUUAUGAGCUUUUUAGAUGUACUUCGAGUUGAUUACGUUUUAAAGCGUUAAUACUGACAAGUUUUUAUUUUAUUUUACUAUAUUUGAUGCAUACAAGUAUUUCUUGCAAUUUUGCUAACUUUAAGAUAAUCUGUAUAGCCUAUUGAUGGUAUAACCAAAGAGAAAAUCGUCCGCUUUAAAAUACAUCGUUGUGUUGAAAAGCAAUUCAUGUACUGUAGAUGUUUUUACUGGAGUUAUCUUGCAAACGGACACAUACUCUGUGUAUUAUAUGAGUAAAAUAUGUAUAUUUGUUACGUUGAUUUCGGAAUCAGCAGCAAUAA